This is a messenger RNA of Hyaloscypha bicolor E, 764 nucleotides long. RefSeq lists its product as uncharacterized. The coding region runs from base 42 to 575 and encodes 177 amino acids. The record is from RefSeq and is a predicted model, not a curated record. NCBI's taxonomy places the organism in Eukaryota, Fungi, Ascomycota, Leotiomycetes, Helotiales, Hyaloscyphaceae. The transcript is spliced from 2 exons.
AACAAAGACCCGUCCACAUCCAAUUUUGCCUCUCUACAAAAAUGCAUUCCCAUGAAACAUCAACCAAAGCGCGAGAUCAUUCCAUGGGCUACAAGCCAGCAUACUCUGGGCUCACAACAUCCGAAUCAAGCUCAGCAUUAACGCCCCCCUCGGCCACCUCCAAUCCUUACUCAACCAAGUCCUUGGCUAGGUCAAGGUCAUCAAGAGACACCUCCAGGGCAGCCAUAUGCCCAUGCAGAAGCUCAAUUGACGAUGAUGGUGGUUUGUGCUACCCACUUUGGAUGCUGGACAGAUAUCUCAACGAGAAGACAAGCCUAGAGGGUCUGUUCACCACCCUCACCCUCGACCAACCGCCGUGGCGUAAUUCAGAAAGUCAAGGCACUCUUCAGCAAACGACGCUCGUGGAAGGUCACGAUGUCACGGACGACGGUGGGGUCUCAUGCCAGCUGGAACUCGAGCUCGAUGAAUUUUUCGAGAAAUGCGGUGGAAGCCUGGUCGACAACAAAGGUCAUCCAAUACCUUCGGACUAUGAGUGUAUUCUGUCGAGCUUCAGAGAGGGGAUGACUUCCAGAUGAGUUGAAUGUGCAAAGAAAUCCCUACGGUUAGCCGUUACAAAGUUUCCCCCGUCCUGUAGCAGCCUAUCCGGCAGGGAAUUGAACGGUUGAGAGACAUUUAGGGUUCCAGGCGUUGAACUUUUUUGAUACCAGUUGAUAGAACUCUCUCUGUGGACGUUGCUAGAAUCAUAUUGGAUGUCUUUUGUGUCG